Molecule: messenger RNA, 1286 nt
Organism: Nothobranchius furzeri (turquoise killifish)
Lineage: Eukaryota; Metazoa; Chordata; Actinopteri; Cyprinodontiformes; Nothobranchiidae
Gene: dhrs7
Product: dehydrogenase/reductase (SDR family) member 7
Molecular function (GO): oxidoreductase activity
Source: RefSeq, a predicted model, not a curated record
UUGUUUUAUUUCCGGGCUGUUUGAAGCUAGCUCGUAGCUAUUUGCUAAUAGCUGCUGCUACUUCCUGUCACACAGUUAUGGAUUGCUGUUUGUCUUUUCUGUGGUAUUUCAUACCACUUGUGUUGCUGAUUCACUUUGUGUGUUUUAUUGUUGCGGAUGCAGACUUUACUCUGCUGCGGGCGAGUCUGAUAGGACACAAACCAGAAGCCAAGCUGAAAGGACUGGUGGUGUGGAUUACUGGAGCCUCUAGUGGCAUUGGAGAAGAGCUCGCCUACCAGCUGGCAAAGUGUGGAUCACGCCUAAUCCUGUCUGCUCGCCGCGAGGAGGAACUAAACAGGGUCAAAUGUCAUUGUUUAGAAAACUCCAGCCUCAAGGACGAGGAUAUCCUUGUUCUGCCACUUGAUCUGUUGGAGACGACAUCACAUGAGCACAAAACAAAAACUGUGAUUCAGCAUUUCGGGCAUAUUGAUGUUCUAAUUAACAACGGUGGCCGAAGCCAGCGCUCUCUUUUCUUGGAGACCAGUGUUGAGGUGUACAGGGCCUUGAUGGAGCUCAACUUUCUUGGUACAGUCUCCAUUACCAAGCAGGUCCUGCCUCAUAUGACACAGAGGGGCCGAGGGAGUGUUGUGACCGUCAGCAGUAUAGUCGGCCUCGCUGGGGCGCCUCUUUCAACAGGAUACUCGGCAAGCAAGCAUGCUCUUCAGGGUUUCUUCAAUUCCCUUCGAACGGAGCUGACAGACUUUCCAAAAAUACUCAUCAGCACGGUAUGUCCAGGGCCAGUGCAGUCACAGAUCGUCAGUAAUGCAUUCACAGAGGAACUGAGUAAGCCUGUGGCCUUAGCUGGGAGCCAAGAGCACAAGAUGCCCACAAGUCGCUGCGUGCAUUUAAUGCUGGUGGGAAUUGCCAAUGGCGUUAAGGAAAUGUGGAUCGCUCAGCAGCCCUUCCUCUCCAUGUACUACGCCUGGCAGUAUGCACCCACGUUUGCCUGGGCCAUCACAAACAUGAUGGGCAGGAAAAGGGUACAAAACUUUAAAGCUGGUCUGGAUGCAGACUCUGCGUACUUCACUAAACCAAAGACCUCCUGAACAGGGAUCUCACUGCAUUCCUAACUGUGAAUGUUUUCUGAUUUUUAGAGUAAGUUUGAAAACUUCUGUCUAUCCAUGUCUUUACAAUUCAAAGAAUUAACAUCUGACACUGAAUUUGAAUGCUUGCAAAGACUAACGGCUGUAAGAAUGAUGCAUUUGUACUGAUCUUUUGCUUGAACAAUAAAAUUUAGUUUGGAUCAA